GGGAGCGGGGGAGGGGAGGGGGGGGCCGAACCCCGCCGCCCCCUCCCCGAGCGCGGAGCGGCCCCGGCGGCGCAAAAUGGCCACGGCUCUGCACAAACCCCUCAAAUGCCUGGGGGAGGAGUUCUACCGCGAGGCGCUGGAGCACUGCCGCAGCUACAACGCCCGGCUCUGCGCCGAGCGCAGCCUCCGCCUGCCCUUCCUGGACGCGCAGACCGGCGUGGCGCAGAGCAACUCCUACAUCUGGAUGGAGAGAGCGCACCGCCGGCCCGGGCUGUCCCCAGGUCAGAUCUACUCGUACCCCGCCCGCUGCUGGCGCAAGAAGCGGCGCCUGAACAUCCUGGAGGCCCCGCGGCUGCGGCCGCUAGCAGCUGGAGGGUGGCCGGAGGGGCUGGAGGGUGGACAGAGCGUGUUUGGAGGGUGGACAGAGCAGCGGCCAGAGUGGCUGGAGGACUGCGAGGCGCCGCUGCGCAAGGAGGGGGCGCUGCCCGAGGGGCCGGUGCUGGAGGCGCUGCUGUGCGCCGAGACCCCCGAGAGCCGCGACGAGGAGGGGGCGCCCGAGGCACCGAAGCCGCCGCCCCCCGAGUUCCCGCACGACCCCGAGGCGGAGGAGCCGGACGAGGACCCGCCCCGGCGCAAGAACAAGGCCAAGGGCAAGGCGUACGGGCUGGUGAUGAAGAGGAGGGUGGACGCGGUGCUGGAGGAGAGGGACAAACCCUACGUGUGCGACA
Messenger RNA from Haemorhous mexicanus (house finch), 728 nucleotides. RefSeq names its product zinc finger protein neuro-d4-like. Gene Ontology annotation, cellular component: nucleus. The record is from RefSeq and is a predicted model, not a curated record. The annotation marks the transcript as partial. The transcript is spliced from 7 exons. NCBI's taxonomy places the organism in Eukaryota, Metazoa, Chordata, Aves, Passeriformes, Fringillidae.